AUGAACAAAACCGCUGAAGAGCUUGACAGUAGAAAUUGUGCUUCGGAAAGUCUCACCAAUGCAUUAAUCUCUAUUACUAUGAAAUUCAACUUUAUAUUCAUUAUAACAGUAGUUCUAAUCAGUUACUGUUUUACUUGGCUAGCAAUUCAAGCUCUUUGGAAGCAUAAUAUAUUCUCAAAUUCAACGCGGCUAAUUUUAAUUGUGUGUUUGCUGAAUUCAGUCGUCCACCAGACAACGAUGCUGGAGACGCGGAUUACUCAGGCAUACCGGAGCGUCGUGUAUGACUCAGAACCUUGUAAACUACUGUUUCGCUCAUCAGAUUGUGUUUUUGAACUAUACUUAUACUACCCCACAGGCUAUUUCUCCACUUAUUCAGUUUUCUCACUCACUUUUGAUAGGUUAAUAUCCCACUAUAAAUCGAGAUACUACCACAUGCAUCAAUACUUUAUCGCAACGUCACUGCUAGUCCUUCAGCUUCUUCUCACCAUGUUUUCAUUUUACAUUGUAUUCUACGGAGUCUCGUUAGCUGGUUAUGUACCAAUGUGCAAUUUUCGUCCGGAACUGACAGUGUACUACGGCGCAAUUAACAAUGUGCGCACUGGAGUCAUGGUUUCUUGUAUUAUUGUUACUAUGUUUGUGUACUACGUUUGCGUGAAGUCAGAGAAACAAAUCCAAAAGUGCAGCUAUUCUCCUGGAGAGCGAUAUUCCGCAUAUGAAAAUGUUACAACAUCCCAAUCAAUAUGUAUAUCAAUUGUUCUCCAGUUCUCAUGCAUCAUGAUAUCUUCAUUUGGAUCCAAUUUGCUUAUACAUAUCACAAGCAAAACAACUGUGUCAGAGGAGGUUUUUUACGCAAUUGUUUCAUUUCUUCCGGGAGUAACCUACGCGAAUCUAUGCCUUCCGCUUGUUAUCUACUUCAAAACAAAGUUGACAACUCGAAAUAGGAAAAAUCGAAUUGCGGUGAUGACUUCAAUGUACGGAGAUGCCGGAGAGCAUAUUGAUCGGCUCAAAAGGAGCUGGGAAUAA
Molecule: messenger RNA, 1023 nt
Organism: Caenorhabditis elegans
Lineage: Eukaryota; Metazoa; Nematoda; Chromadorea; Rhabditida; Rhabditidae
Gene: sra-18
Product: Serpentine receptor class alpha-18
Exons: 5
Coding region: 1-1023 (340 amino acids)
Biological process (GO): sensory perception of chemical stimulus; G protein-coupled receptor signaling pathway
Cellular component (GO): membrane
Molecular function (GO): G protein-coupled receptor activity
Source: RefSeq, marked reviewed